AUGGAUAAGAGGCUAUAUAUGUGGUGGUGGAUAUGGUAUGUAUCACUUGUGGCGGCAUUGAGUCCGUUUGAGGAGUUUGGGUUUGGCCUGGAGGCUCAAAACCUAACUGUGAGGAGCGAUGAGUACGGCGAAGGCAUGGCUAAGUCAAGUGGUAUUCUCAAUCCUGAUAACAUUUACGAAUGGACACCAAUCGCUGGAAAUAUCUCAGUCGGUGAGCGAAAUGUUUUUGUCUUUACGGUCAAUAUGAACUCAACUGGCACUGGAUUUCUACCAACUUAUGAGAUCCUGAUCUUUCUCAGUGGUAAUAUCUGUCAGCAGCCGAAUGAUAUCGGUGAUAGGGUUUUAAGAGUUUCCUAUUCAUUCAACGAGUCAGUAACGACCAAUUCCUCUGUGGGUCAGCACACGACUUUCCAAGAUGGGUAUAUGCAGGCCCUUGCGGUGAGCCCGCUGACCGUAUCGGACUCAAACGCUACAGCGGAAUAUUCCUACUUAUAUGUUGUCGUUGAGCCGGUGGACUCUAAAACGAAUUUACCUCUCACGGCAGAUGCAGAUCCCUCUGAUGACAUUUGGGAGUAUAAAUUGAGUAUAUCGGAAAAUGACUUGGUGUAUCAGUGGGAUACUAGGCCGUGGCUGGACGUCCUAGAUACAGAUUACAACUCUGCGCUUCUCGCUACAGGGAAUGUCACAGCUGAUGCACAACAGUUUUCCAACUAUUCGAUUUAUGAUAUUUCUCUUUAUGAUCUCUACGUUUAUUCCUUUGAGGACUCCCUGAAACUAGCUUCGAACUUGAAUAUCUCCUUAUGCGCCGUCACUAGUGGACCAUAUUUGGUUUCAUCUGUAGAUUCGAAUCAAACCAAGGGAGAAGACCAUCAGUUGGAAGAAACUGACCUACUAAUUGGUAAAUCACUGACAAAUCGUAGAGGUACGGUUCAAGAACAGUUCUACAUUACUGGGCUGAAUAGCUCCUCUACAUAUGUGGCUUACUUGACCAAGAAGAUUGGUAAGAAAGGCAACUUAUCUGAUGUCGGUGGUGUCCUUUUCUCAAAACAACUUUUCACGACAAGAGACAGUAAUUCCUGUUCACUGAUAUUUGGCUUAAAUUUCUGUUAUGGAGUAGCAUACUCAGUUCCUUCUCCAUCCAUUGCCCCCAACAAUAAGACGUCAAUUGCGGGGACAUAUGAUCAUAUCGCAGAGUCGCUAUAUGCAAACUUCAGUAAAGCUCUGCAAAUUAUAACGUGCGACUCCGAGUUGGAUGCCAGAUACUCUCCAAUCCGAUCAUGUAAGGAUUGCGCAACCUCUUAUCGUAACUGGUUAUGUGGUGUGACAAUUCCCAGGUGUACGAAUACCAAAUCCGAGUACUACGUUCACAGAGAUGAAGGUGAAAAUAGAAAUGACUAUUUGGAUGACUAUCUCACCCCUAUAGACGACUACUAUGAAAUUUUACCUUGCAUAGACAUGUGCUAUGCCAUCGCUCGUGAUUGCCCAAGCGACUUUGGCUUUUCAUGCCCAUCUAUGGACGAGAAGAAGAUCGGACCACAAAGCAGCUACAGCUUCUUCAAUCCUGAUUAUCCACUUGACACCUGCAAUUUCAUCGGUAAUAGUACCGAACUAUAUACCAAUCUGAACAUAUAG
Messenger RNA from Torulaspora delbrueckii, 1632 nucleotides. RefSeq names its product Mid1p (gene MID1). Gene Ontology annotation, biological process: calcium ion import across plasma membrane. Gene Ontology annotation, molecular function: calcium channel activity. Bases 1 to 1632 code for a protein of 543 amino acids. NCBI's taxonomy places the organism in Eukaryota, Fungi, Ascomycota, Saccharomycetes, Saccharomycetales, Saccharomycetaceae. The transcript has a single exon. The record is from RefSeq and is a predicted model, not a curated record.